UUUGUCAAUGUCAUUAGUCGAAUUUGGAGGUUAAAUAGUUCGAAACUGAAAAACAGUAAACAAAAAUUUUAAAAGUGCAGUUUUACGGAAAACACCAGGUGAAUUCUUAUUAUGGCUGCUGCUGACGAGGAUGUUUCAAAAAAUUUGCAUGCAAUUUUCCACGAAGGGCUCAACCUAUAUAACAAAAUAUCGCAGAGCAAUGAGCCCACUCAGAGCCUAGAAGUGCAGAGAGAUGUUAAAAAAGCAAUAUCCUGUUUAGAACAAGCCACUCGCCUGGUAUCGGUUGCAGAUAUUUUCAGUAGUAAUGAGGAAAUUGAGGAGCUUUCUACCAGUGAUAUUCAGUAUUUGUUGUUGCCCGCUCUACUAGGAAGUCUGACUUCAAAACUUACAUCCAGGGAACGAAAGGAAGUUAUUGAAAUAGCUGAGAUUUAUUUGCUUGACUUUCUACAGAGAACAAACAGUUAUAAGCUAAGCAAUUACAAAAUUAGAAAGGGUGAUGGUGAAGCGGAGCAAACUGAUGGUUCCAAUAGAUCAGAAAUUGAACAGCUGACCAUUGCAGUGAACACACGAAACAGUAAAAUUCAAAAAUUUAAAGAGUUCAAGGAAUUAAAGACUCAGCUCGAAAACCUAAAGAAAAAUGUUGAGAAUGAGCAUGCUGAUGAGGAAAUUAAACGGAAUUACUUCUUGACAAUGAUAAAAGUUAUGAUUCAUGAAGCCAUAGACGAACUCGACAGCAUCAAAAUGGAAAAGCCAAUUUUGGCGCACAUUGCUCAAAUUAAACAAGAUGGUGGUCCGAAACCGAAGAGACAACCACCACCACCACCUCCAUUGAAGCCUAUUAUUAUCACAAAAGAUCAAGUGCAAAAAGCCAUAUACGGAGCAGGGUAUCCAUCAAUGCCCACAAUGACUGUGGAUGAGUUUUAUGAGAAAAGGGUAGCAGAAGGAGCUUUUCCGGAUCCUAACAAACCAAGAACGGGCCCAAUGAGUAUGCAGGAAGCAUCACUAGCAGGAAUUUCCUUGAAUGAUAGUGAUAAGGAGGACGAAGAGAAUGAAAACAAAGUUGAAGCUGAUGAUGACGAGAACAUUCAAAGAUUGAGAGCUCGAGAUGAAUACAAGGAUGAACAUAGGAGAGGUUGGGGAAACAGGAUGAACAGGAGUUAAUGCAUUUUCCUUCUACGACAGAGAAGCAUUUUCGAUGCUUUCGACAUAGGUACUUAUUCUCAAUGAUUGCUAGAAAUUCAGAAAUGUAUAACUACUUUUAUGUGAUAUAAUAAAAUUAAAGUAAUCUUCGAACUAAA
This is a messenger RNA of Dendroctonus ponderosae (mountain pine beetle), 1298 nucleotides long. It is a transcript of the gene Tap42, whose product is annotated as immunoglobulin-binding protein 1. Gene Ontology annotation, molecular function: protein phosphatase 2A binding. The record is from RefSeq and is a predicted model, not a curated record. Lineage: Eukaryota; Metazoa; Arthropoda; Insecta; Coleoptera; Curculionidae. Gene Ontology annotation, cellular component: cytosol. Bases 112 to 1161 code for a protein of 349 amino acids. The transcript is spliced from 2 exons. Gene Ontology annotation, biological process: regulation of signal transduction; regulation of dephosphorylation.